CAAGAUCUCAAAUUUCCUUACUGCAAAAAUACUUUUGAAGAUGGCAAAUUAUUUACCUGAUAAAAUAUAAUUUGGGUAAUAAUAACAAGAUAUACAAUUUAUCCUGUUCUGUAGAUUUAAGGACCUCAGAAAUGGUACUAUUCCUUUCCGACCAUUUUUCCAAUCUACAAAAAUGAACCUCGGUCUCAUUGAAGCCUAUUUAUUAUUCGUCAUCAUAUUCCAUUUUAAAAGAGGAGAGAGGUGCGCCAUUGACCUCCGGGGGAGGCGUUUUAGCCUCCAAAUCAUAAAGCCUGCAGGUAGGUGCCUCACUUAAGCUCAGAUUAAAGAGGUACUUUUUGAGUCGACAGUGACCCGAGUACAGUUCUGUCAUACACCUAGAGGUGCUCCCGUCCAUUAGAAGAAGUGGUACAAUUUUCUAAGAACCGAGUCCUUCUAGGAACAACUUGAACUGUGUUUGUUUCUUGGUGGUCGAGCAGCUGGACGAAGAUGAAGAAGGUAUAGACAACGUAGCCAUAGAGAUCGACGAUGAAGAAGGAGGUUACAUGGAGAGAUUCUUCUCCAUGGUCCAGAUGAGCAGGGGCUGGAUAGAAGAAAUAGACAAAAAUGUUAAGGAAAUAAAAUCGACACACUCCCUUCUGCUGUCCUCUCCCAGACCCGAAGAACGUUUAAAAAAUGAACUGGACGAGAGGACGUACGAAGUCAAAACGAUUAGCCAAAAAGUCAACAGGCUUUUAAAAGAGAUGGAGAAGGAGAUAGAGCAAGAAGAAGAAGAACUGGGUCUUAAGGAAAAGAACUUGCAGGCCCCCGCGAGGUUGAGGAUGCGACGAACGGCUCAUAGCAGUUGCCUCUUCUACUUCAUAGAAGUAAUGGAAUCCUGGAACAAGGAACAGAAUGACUACAGGCAAAAGUGUGUUGAGAGGAUACACAGGCUAGCCUCAAUAGCUAAAGCAGUCGUUACUGAUGAAAGAUUGGAUGAACUAUUGGAGCAGGGCAACUAUGGUGCUAUAUUCAAUGAUGAUAUAAUAACCGAAACUAUUGAGGCAAGACGUGCUCUCGAAGACGUUCAAGUGCGGCACCAAGAACUCCUCAAGAUAGAAAAGUCCCUUCAAGAGUUACGGGAUCUCUUCAUGGAUAUGGCUAUCCUUAUUGAACACCAGGGUGAGCUGGUAAACAGGAUAGAGAAUCAUGUCCUCAAGACCACCGAUUAUGUCGAUACAGCCAAAGUUGAAAUGAAUAAAGCUAUAAAAUACCAAAAGAAAUCACGCAAGAAUCUGAUUAUUCUGAUCAUCAUCGUAUUGGUCAUCCUCAUCAUCAUAACCCUCUACUUACUCUACCACUACGGAGUCAUAUAAACAUACCUCCUUGGAUCCUAUGCUAGUCAGAGCCGCAUCAUCUGUCCUAUGUAUAAAUAUAAGUUAUAAUGUUAUUGUUUAAUAUAUAGUAUUUUUAAAAAAAUAUAUAUUUUUUUGUUUUAAUUA
Molecule: messenger RNA, 1478 nt
Organism: Nezara viridula (southern green stink bug)
Lineage: Eukaryota; Metazoa; Arthropoda; Insecta; Hemiptera; Pentatomidae
Source: the annotation of a GenBank genome assembly